UCUAUGGGCGAACCAUCUUUUGUACGAAACUUCCCGGAGCCGUAUUGAUGGAGAAACAGUUGGCAGAGUAUCGCGCUAGGAAGGAAAAAGAACGUCUGCGAGAAAACAAGACUGUUUUUGGUGGAUGGUUUUCAAAGAAACAGGGCCCAGUCAAUGUUGCCGUAGAAAGACAUCAAGUUGACACAACAGAGGAAGGUACUACUCUACUUAUUAAACCAGGGACAAACUGUGUAGAGCCGCAAGUACCAGUAGGAAAGCCAGAGAGCUCGCAGUAUUCAGCUGUUGAAUCUAUCCCUGAACCUGCUGACAUCAAUAAUUGGAAGAAAUACACAAGCAUUACACUUAAAGUCCUGCUCUGGGGUCUCCUUUGGAAGUACUUCAUAUCAAUAGGCUUUGGGGCAGUUUAUUUCAUAAUCUCUUGCUCAUUUCUGAUGUAUAUCAACACCAGCACUGGUCCAAGGUUAGGAAACCGGUUAAGUGCUUACUCGGUAUUCAAUCCAAACCAAGAGCGAAUUGACGGAACAUUUACAGCUGAGCAGUUUGAAAGUGAACUUAGACACGGGUCCCAUGCAGUGAAAUAAACAGAAUCUCCA
Molecule: messenger RNA, 593 nt
Organism: Dreissena polymorpha
Lineage: Eukaryota; Metazoa; Mollusca; Bivalvia; Myida; Dreissenidae
Product: SAYSvFN domain-containing protein 1-like
Exons: 2
Coding region: 48-581 (177 amino acids)
Source: RefSeq, a predicted model, not a curated record